CGUGAGAAAUCGAAACUGAAACCUUACGCGGGAGUAAAGGAGUUUCUGGAUAUAUAUGUGUUUCCCCUAUUUAGUUGUGGAGAGGUUAUGAAUGGCAAUAAAAAUUACUCUCGGAGAAGGGAAAAUGGAAACCAGAGUUCUGCAGAUCAUUAUGAACCACCCCGUGCAGUUGAUGUAUAUUCUCCAUCGAGCAGUAGAUUAAAUUGCCAAAGAAUGGCUGAUCCAUUUGAAAGAGAAAAGCAGGAUUAUCAAUAUGAAAGAGAAGAAAACAUUCGCAUAAGAUCCUUCUGCGAAGGCCGGGAAUCAAAAACUGAAAGGGAACCAUUUCAGACGAUUCAUGAUCAAAGAGCUUAUGCAAAUCGUCAGAAUCAGCAAAGAGGCCGUGUGAAUCAAAGACGCAAUAACAGAGGUAAUUUCGGAGGGAGAAGAAAUAGUUUUAAUAGACCAAGAUCUGAUACUGAAAGUGUUUCAUCAUGCGAUUCACGUUCCCAGAUUCCCCAAGGCCCUAUGAAUCAAAGGCGUAAUGACAGAGGUAAUUCUGGUGGAAGAAGAAACAAUUUUAAUAGAACUCAAUCAAGAUCUUCUGAUUCCGAAAGUGUUUCAUCAUGUGAUUCACAUUCACGAUUUCCGAAGUCAAAUGUCGGUUUCAGUAUCUCAAACAAGAAUCCAUCACAUUGUCACUCUGCUUCCGAUACAUCUGAACUGUUUUCCCAUUACUCCAACACUCAAAAAGACAAGAAUGCCGAUGCAGAUCCUGUUAAGGUGAAUGAUUUUUCUUCUGAGAAUUUUAAUUCAAUGCUCACUUCUCGAGGUACCGAACAUACUAAUUUCGAUCAUUUACCAAGGAACAACAGUCAGUUUGAUAUGAAUUAUGAUGCAGCAAAUCUAAAUGCAAAAAGUUCCAGAAAUAUGCUAAACGAAUAUAAAAAUUAUUUAAAGCAAUUAGAUCCGGCACAAGUAAUUAUGGAGUGCAGGCAGCAAGUUGAGGAUGAUGCUAAAGAAUCUAUUGCUAAAUGUCUAACAAAAAUUAGGGAGAUAUCUUCACAAAAUCAUGGUUCUAUGUUAAAAUUGCACUUAGAGAAUUUACUCCAACAACAAAAUCAGUUUGAGGAUUACAUAGCUAAAGUUAAGGGACAGCUACCCUUAUUAUUUUCUUCCACUAAGCAAGACCUUCUAGAGAACUGUGAAAAAAUUGUGAAAGAUGUUAAAAAAGAAUGUAACAUGUUUAAUAGAUCUCUACCUGCAUAUGCCUACAAAGGAUCUAUAUUAAAAAAAAUACUUGAUAAUCAAGUUACCAUUAUUAGUUCUGAUUCUGCAUACUUUCUUAACAUUCUCCUGCCAAUUUUUAUUAAAAGUGAAUUUCCUGAUCAUCAUUUAUUUUGUUCUGAACCUUGUCAGGUAUUAACUGAAAAUUUAAGAAAGAAUGUCUUUCAACUUCUGUAUGACAAGACUCAAACGGAUGAAAUCGAUGAAAUAAAAUUUAAAAAUGAAAUGAAUUUUGUGACUGUUGAUGAGAUGCUAAAUUUGUUUAUUGAUGAUUAUACUUUUAAAGAGAAGAAAAAUUUUGCCAUUUUGAAUUUGUCAUUGAAAAGAUCAUUGAAUCAAGAUAUUGUCUUGUCUUAUCUAAAAGAUAUUUUACUAGAAAAUGAGCAUUUAAGAUUAGUUUUAACAACAACAGUUUAUGACAAUAUUUAUAAAUAUGAAAAGUAUUUUUUAAAUAAAAUUAAUGUUGCAACAUUCAAAAUGCCUUCGUUGACUCUCCCUGUUAAAAUAUUUUGGAAAAAUUCUGCUCUUCAACCAACUGAUGAUUAUAUUAAUGAAGUUGCUAAAACAGUGCUUUCCAUUCAUAUCUUGAAUGAUUUUGGAGAUGUGAUGGCAUUUCUCCCUACUAGUGCUGAUACAAAAUCUGCAUCAACUGAAAUUAAUAAAAAAUUAUGCGAUUUGCAAUUUAAUGAUUUGAAAUGCGAAAUAUUAAAUGAAAAUAGCCCUCAAAAACCUUGUUUAGAAUUAUUUAAUAAAAGACCUUCUGGCAAGAGAACAGUAUUUUUAGUCACUGACUGUAGCGAAAUGCUUGUUUUUCCUUCUGUUCGUUAUAUUGUGGAUUGUGGCUUACGAAAAGAAUACAUAUUUGAUAGUGAUAAAAAGAUGGAUGUGUUAUCUACAACAUUCAUUUCUCGCAGUAAAUCGAAACUUCGUAAAAGCUUGGCUGGAUCUUUUGGUACUGGUUUUUGUUAUCGUUUGUAUAGCAAAGAAGAUUAUCUAGAAAUGCCUCAUAAUGAAUAUCCAGAAAUUUUAACUAUCAAUCCAUUUAAUAGUAUGAUAAAAAUCUUUCAGUAUAGACCAGAUACUGCAACCACUGUAGAAUUUGUAGAGUCCUUGCCUGAGAGUACUAAAGAAAGUGCUUUAGAAUUAUUAAAAAAAUAUAAUGCUAUUAAAGAUAAUACUCUGACAGAUUUGGGGAAAGAUAUUGUAAAAUUGCCUUUUCCUGCAAAGUACUCAAAACUUGUCUUAUUGGGUAUCCAUUGGGGUUUAGCUUAUGAAGCUGUUAUUCUUGUUGCAUUUUUUUCUGUAAAAGGUAGAGUCUUUCAGUUUUCUACUGAUAUCGAUCGACAAAGAGAGAUAGACGCUGUGAAACUGAGCCUUGUCCAACAUGAUAGUGAUACUCUCUCUUAUCUCUACAUUUAUAAAAUGUGGUUGGAUAGCAAAUGUAGUGAAGUUUGGUGUGAAAAGCACUAUAUUAAUUACAAUACGCUAAAUAACGUGCAUGCGAAAGUAAAUGAAAUAUGUCAGAUUGUUGGAGAAUCUUUAAAGGAAAAUAUAAAUCAAGAAUUUGUAAACACCGGAAAGAGUUCUGCAAUAUCUUUGUUAGAAAUGCUUUUUGAUUGCUUUUUAGAGAAUCUUUGUGUUUUCACUGGUCAUUACAGAAGCGGAUAUCGAGUGUUAUCUUCACAUUGUAUUGCUUUUCUUCACCCUUCUUCCAUUAUCUGCCAGAUGGAAAAUUUGCCACAAUUUAUAAUUUUUGAUCACAUGCUUUCCACGAAUAGAGAGUUCCUAAUGUCUAUAACUUCAAUACCUCCUGAUUUCAUCACGAAAGCUAUGGCUGAGCAUCAAAUUGAUUUUGAUUACUCGGAUAUGUUUGAAAAAUCUUUAGUUCCAAGGAUUAUUGAACCUGUUGGGGAACGAAUGAUAAAACAAGUUCUGUUGGGCAAGAAAGGAAAAAAGUUAAAAGCAAUCGAAGCUCACAUUAAGUCAUUGUUGUCGACUGAAUCGCUAGUUAUUGAACCAGUUGCUGAAAAAGGACAGGUUUUAAUAUAUGCUUUAAAGGAUCAGAUUGAUGAAGCAUUUACGUUGCUGGAUAAUAUAUUAAAACAGCAAUUUCAAGAUCUUGUUAACUUAGAGCAGAUUCAUAUUCUGGAAAUGAAGAGAGGACAAAUUGUAAUACCUAUUGAAAUGAAAUGGCUUAGAGGGGGACAAGUUGCCUCUCUAAAAAUUGGAAAUAAUUCCCAGGGCAUAGUUAAUAAUGCAAGUGACACUGAGACUGAAGAAAAUCCACCUGAUCAGCAGCCCUGCGUUAUUCAACAAUCCAUUAAUGUAACUUGGAUUAGACGUCCUUGCAACGGUAAAGGUUUUGUGACCUUCCGUAAUGAAGACUUUAUGAGAGCUCGUAAAUUGUCAAUGAGAAGCUUUCGUAUAUUUGAUUCUAAUAUGUUUGUACAAGUUAGUAGGAAUGAAAAGAAUCAAUUAUAUAUUACUGGAAUACCUGAAGAAGCUGAACCUUUUGACUUACAAACAUUUUUUUCUGAUUUAUUACCUGAUGUAAAGCCUAUUGAAAUUGAACUGAAGUAUUCAGCUCCAUUUGAAACCUCUAAAGAAGAUUUACAAGAAAUCGAGAAUAGGCUCAAAGAAAUUUGCUAUAAGUUUUCAAAUCUUUCCAAUUUUGAAGUAGUUAUACCUCCUCCUACACCAACGGCUACUAUUAUGGAAGCCUUCAUAAACGUUAAAGAUAAAGAAGAUAUUGAAUUAGCUAUUGAAAAUCUAUCAAAUUGCAAGAUUGGCAAUGCGAAAUUGGUAUGUAAACCUGUAUACCACUCAAUAAUUAAAUGUAGUUUAAAAAUAUCCGAGGCCUUAAAACCCCGGUUUAAGCAAACUUUGAUUGAAUUUCAGAACAAAUUAAAAGAAAAGUUUGUAUGUAAGGAACUUUUUGAAUUUACUAUAAGUCAAACAUCAGAUGAUUUAGUUGUUAUCAAAAUGUUAUCAAAUAAGCAAGAAAUUUUGUUAAUGCUACAACGAGUCAUUAAUCAAUUAUUAGAAGGAGAAAUACUGAAUAAGAGUUUCAGUUCCAAGCUGAACAAGAUAUUCUGCCAUGGUGGUCACUUGUGGCUAAGAAGCUUUGAGAAAACAUCUAACAUUCUUAUUAUUGAAGAUUAUAAUAAUAAAACUCUUAGACUGUAUGGAUCCAAAGAAAAUUGUCACAACUGUAAGCAGAGAAUCCUACAAUUCUUAGAGGAUCGAGAAAAUGAAGCAAUGGUAGUAAUUCCACUAUCUGGCCAGAGGAAGCUUUUGAAAGAAAUAAUAAAGAAAUAUGGAGCUAAUCUUGAGAAGUUUAUUGAAUCUUGCGAGUUACAAACUGCUGUGUUGGACAUCAAGUCAUGCUCUAUUUCUUUACAUGGAAGUCAAGAUAGCAUUGAAAAGGCUGCAGGCUGUUUAAAAGAAUUAGCUACUGGAUUGCAUUCAAGUGAUUCAUCUGAGGUUAUGUCCAGUGCAGAAAAAUGUCCCUUGUGUCUUUGCCCGGCUUUCAAUUUGACAUUUCGAUUGGAAUCAUGUGGGCAUUUGUAUUGCAGUGAAUGUAUUGAAGGACUAAUGGAACAAGCAGAAUUUCCUCUUCGUUGCUGUGCCGAGGAAUGCGACCAAUAUAUUUUACUUGAUGAUAUUUGUAAAGCACUUGGAGACGAUCCAGCUAGAAUCAAAGUAAUGUUGGAAAAAUCUAUGAAAUAUUAUCUUGAAAGACAUGCUGAUGAUAUAAUUCACUGUCCAGCUCCAGAUUGUCCCAUGUUUUUCUUCAAAGAUGAAGUAGUUGGUGAUAAACAUAACUGCCGUUUGUGUCAGAAUGACAUAUGUAUUAAUUGCAAUGCUGUGUAUCACCAAGGAGUGACUUGCGACAUGUACCAAGGUUCUAAGGAAGAUCCUGAUUAUUCUUUUAAGGUGUGGCAAAAAUCUACUGUGCAAUGUAAACAAUGUCCAAAAUGCAAAACUGCUAUUGAGAAAAUUGAAGGAUGUAAUCGCAUGAAAUGCGAGUCUUGCAAUGGAAUAUUCUGUUGGAUAUGUUUGAAAGCAUUUGACGGUUUUAUUGAAGCUUAUAAUCACAUAGAUGCGGCUCACCCAGGAUUGUUAUUUGCCUAAAGUAACAUUCAGGAGUCAUUAAUAGAAGAUUGUUAAAGGAAUGAAAAAUAUAUGGUUGAAUUUAAAAAAAUUCAAAUGUAAUAAUUCAGUGUGAAUUAAUCAUAUGUAAGGUGAUCUGUGAUAAUUUGUUUGAAUGUUCCUAAGAAUUUAUGCUCCUGUAAUAGCUCACUGUUGGUCUAGAGCUUAAAGUAAUUCAGUAUUCUUUUUGUUUUCAAUAAUGUUUUUUUUUAUUUGUUGUUCAGUUUAAUUACACAAACAAAAACAAAAUAUUACAGUUUUUUUUUUAUUUACUUUUUAAGCAUGGCAGAAAAUCAUUUUUUAAUGCAAAUUCAAAAUAAUGCAUAAAUGCAAAACAGCAAUUGAAAAAAUUCCUAGAUGCAACAGCUUCACUUUUUAAUCUUGAAAGAGAUCUAUCAUUUAAAUAUGUGAAGGAAUUGUACCUUCAUGUUGAGCUUUAUUUUUGUGAGCAUUCUCAUCACUGAAUUUUACAUGGUUAAAAUAGCAUUGAGUAGUGCAAGAAAUAAUUCAAAAUCCUAGUCAAUUAAUAUGGAAUUAUUUAUUUUUAUGUAUGAGUAUAUCCAUUGUCUUGCUCAUUUUAGAUAUUGAUCAUUAUUUUACAAGGAAUUUAUUAAACGAGUUAUAAUCAAAUUAAUGUUUACUUCACAUUAUUUAAAAGUAGAAUUUGAAAUAAAGAAUAUUAUGAUUAAAUUGUAAAACUCAUUUAAAUUAAUCGAUUUUUUAAUAGUAUCACAAAAUAAGAAUUAUUUACCUGUACCAAUUUUAUCUGAAACUGUAUUUUUUUUUCUUAUUUAAUUUUUAUAUUAAAAAUGUUUAUUUGUACUAUUUCUUGUUAAUUAAGAAGUGUAUUUCUUAGUAUAUCAUUAUUGUUGAAAAUUUUUUGUAAUUGUUACUUUUAA
Argiope bruennichi is the source of this 6317-nucleotide messenger RNA. RefSeq lists its product as uncharacterized. The record is from RefSeq and is a predicted model, not a curated record. The coding region runs from base 88 to 5400 and encodes 1770 amino acids. Gene Ontology annotation, molecular function: RNA binding; zinc ion binding. Gene Ontology annotation, cellular component: intracellular anatomical structure. NCBI's taxonomy places the organism in Eukaryota, Metazoa, Arthropoda, Arachnida, Araneae, Araneidae. The transcript has 6 exons.